AGCUUUGGGACGCAUCCUCCACGUACACACAGUUUCCCUCAGACCUGACCUAUAAGCAAAACCCUGGAGAUAAUGUUGGGUUUUGCGCCUCUGGGAAAGGACUUCUGACACAGAGAAAAUGCCUCAAGAUGAAAAGUCAAGUGAAAGAAAAAAGCGAGAGUUGAUUUUGACCUCAGAAUCACCGCACGUUUCCAAAACCGCAUGAAUUCCGCUGGAGACGCGCAUCACGGCACCGGAUAGCGGAGAGGAUAAAGGCGCACAGGAGCGCACAGACACCAGCACUCCCACCUUCAACAUGGACGGCUACUACAACUGGACGCUGACAUCUGAGAAUGGCAGCAUGUCCUCCUCCCAGCCCUACCCCAGGGACCACACCUAUAACAAUACCUCAGAGGCUGCUGCGCCAAUGCCCUUCAGCACAGUCACCGCAGUCGUCUACACCAUUGUCUUCAUUGUGGGUCUUCUGGGAAACACGCUGGUCAUAUAUGUGGUGGUUCGCUACACCAAGAUGAAGACUGUAACCAACAUGUACAUCCUCAAUUUAGCGUUGGCGGAUGAACUCUACAUCCUGGGAAUUCCCUUCCUUGGCACCAACAGUGCACUUUCCUACUGGCCGUAUGGGGACUUCUUCUGCAAGGUGUGCAUGACUGCAGAUUCCAUGAGCCAGUUCUCCUCCACCUUUUGCCUGACGGUGAUGAGCAUCGAUCGCUACCUGGCUGUGGUUCAUCCUAUUCGCAGCGCCAAAUGGCGGAAGCCACAGGUGGCCAAGAUUUUUAAUUGCAUGGUGUGGGUCGUGUCCUUUCUGAUCGUGCUGCCGGUCACAAUCUACUCACAUGUACAGGAGGAGUUCAACACCUGCAACAUAACCUGGCCUGAGCCACGGGAAUUGUGGUCUAUUGUCUUCAUCCUCUACACAUCCAUCCUGGGCUUCUUUGGUCCUCUAUUUGUCAUCUGCCUCUGCUACCUGCUCAUUGUCAUUAAGGUGAGGUCAGCAGGUGCACGUGCAGGCCUGACUAAGCGACGCAAGUCGGAGCGUAAGGUGACGCGCAUGGUGGUGAUCAUCGUGUUGGUGUUUGUGCUUUGUUGGAUGCCCUUCUACACUACCAACAUCGUCAACCUGUUUCAUACCAUUCCUGAGAACAACACCACCGCUGCUGUCUACUUCUUCCUGGUCAUCCUCACCUACGUCAACUCCUGCGCCAACCCAGUCCUCUACGGGUUCCUCUCUGACAACUUCAAGCAGAGCUUCCAGAAGGUGCUCUGCUUCCACAAACCAAAUGGCGUUGGCAUGGCAGGCCAGGUGGGAGGUAGACAGACUUCACCCAAGGAAAACCACAAUCCUGGUUUCUCACCCAGAAACCCAGCGCAGAAUGGAAAACCGCAGAGCAUUCAGCAGCCUAUCCAGAUGGAGGUUAUUGAAGACCUUGACAAUGAGCCUUUAACUUUGAAGACAGAGUUGAACGGCCAGGGAUCAAUAUGAAUUUUCAAGCAGACCCACCAUGUAAAUGAACGAUACAACAUGGGACUCCUGGACCUUUUCUUGAGUGGUAUUUACUGUCUUUAUUGCUGAUCCUCCCACUCUGACUGGAACAUUUGUGGAGAGGACCAGAGGAACAAAGUAGGAGAGAAAACGACAGACAUCAUAUCAUCACAAAUCUCAGCAUUUUUGUUCUUCUUUGUACUGUAUCUAGGUUGGCUGCAUUGUACAAAGCAUUAGUUUAUGUCAAGAUGAAAGAUCUCAGUACAAAACAGUUAUGACACUUUUAAGUGCUGUAAAUUCUCAAAAUGAUUUACUUUAACUACAGAGAAAACUAGACUUUUAUUUUCAGGCAGACUUAUAGUUGAUCAUAUUCUAAUAAGAAACCUUGUUUUCUGAUCUGUUUCAUUUGUUGAUGAUACUUCUUGCUAUUAAUUCAAACCCAACGCUUCUCUGUUAUCUUGAUAAAUUCAGUAAAAUGUACAUUUCACAGCACUAACAUACAUCCAUGCAGGAAAGUGUUGACAGUGGGAUUCAAGGAUACAAUACAGGAUUGCACAAUAACUGUCGUACAAGCUAGCUUCACACGAAUGACUAGAACUAAUCAAUAAGUGAGGACAGUAUUUCUGUUCAACCUGGUCUUAAUCCGAAGUCGUUAAAAACUGGUGCUUGGGCACUGACUUACGCUGUCAGACACUGGGAAAAAAAGCCGUCCUUUCACGUCAGCAUACUACCACCAGUCGCCAUUUUUGGCUAGUGGCGAUCUGUGGCAUUGAAACGUGACGGGACAACAACAAAGGUUAAGGGGGCAAAAAGUCUGACUUCCGCUGGGGUGAGCGGUGGUCUAACAACCACAGACUUUCCAACCCCACUCCAAUAUCAUCAAAAUCCGGCGCUUGGGCAUUGACUUGCGGCGUCAGACACUGAUGAAAAAAGCCGUCCUUUUACGUCAGCAUGAUACGUGGCCAGCUGGUAGUUUAAGGGCGCUCAGCUGCGUCUGGGGGAAACGUGGCGGGACAAGAACGAAAGUUACAGUGGCAAAAGUGCAUGUAGGGCAGGUGGG
This is a messenger RNA of Epinephelus lanceolatus (giant grouper), 2540 nucleotides long. Its product is annotated as somatostatin receptor type 5-like. Lineage: Eukaryota; Metazoa; Chordata; Actinopteri; Perciformes; Serranidae. Gene Ontology annotation, molecular function: somatostatin receptor activity; neuropeptide binding. Gene Ontology annotation, biological process: regulation of insulin secretion; cellular response to glucocorticoid stimulus; neuropeptide signaling pathway. The record is from RefSeq and is a predicted model, not a curated record. Gene Ontology annotation, cellular component: neuron projection; plasma membrane.